Molecule: messenger RNA, 5344 nt
Organism: Jaculus jaculus (lesser Egyptian jerboa)
Lineage: Eukaryota; Metazoa; Chordata; Mammalia; Rodentia; Dipodidae
Gene: Kpna1
Product: karyopherin subunit alpha 1
Exons: 14
Coding region: 105-1721 (538 amino acids)
Biological process (GO): postsynapse to nucleus signaling pathway; NLS-bearing protein import into nucleus
Cellular component (GO): nucleoplasm; cytoplasm; nucleus
Molecular function (GO): protein binding; nuclear import signal receptor activity
Source: RefSeq, a predicted model, not a curated record
GUGCGCACGCCGGCGGAGCUAGGAUCUGGCUGCUCGGUGCGCGGCGACGGUGAGCGAGGCCUGCUGAGCGCCGCCUCGGUGCGGUGUGGCUUCGUCGAGAAAUCAUGACCACUCCAGGAAAAGAAAAUUUUCGCCUAAAAAGUUACAAGAACAAAUCUCUGAAUCCUGAUGAGAUGCGCAGGAGGAGGGAGGAGGAAGGACUGCAGUUAAGGAAGCAGAAAAGAGAAGAGCAAUUAUUCAAACGAAGAAAUGUUGCUACAGCAGAAGAAGAAACAGAAGAAGAAGUUAUGUCAGAUGGGGGCUUUCACGAAGCCCAGACUAAUAACAUGGAGAUGGCACCAGGUGGUGUCAUUACUUCUGACAUGAUUGAAAUGAUAUUUUCCAAUAGUCCAGAACAACAGCUUUCUGCAACACAGAAAUUCAGAAAAUUGCUUUCAAAAGAACCUAAUCCUCCUAUUGAUGAAGUAAUCAGCACACCAGGAGUUGUGGCCAGGUUUGUGGAGUUCCUCAAACGCAAAGAGAAUUGUACUCUGCAGUUUGAAUCAGCUUGGGUACUGACAAAUAUUGCUUCAGGAAAUUCUCUUCAGACCCGGAUUGUAAUUCAGGCAGGAGCAGUACCCAUCUUCAUAGAGUUGCUCAGCUCAGAGUUUGAAGAUGUCCAGGAACAGGCAGUCUGGGCUCUUGGCAACAUUGCUGGAGAUAGUACCAUGUGCCGGGACUAUGUAUUAGACUGCAAUAUCCUCCCCCCUCUUUUGCAGUUAUUUUCAAAGCAAAAUCGCUUGACUAUGACACGGAAUGCAGUAUGGGCGUUAUCUAAUCUCUGUAGAGGGAAAAGUCCACCUCCAGAAUUUGCAAAGGUUUCUCCCUGCCUGAAUGUCCUUUCCUGGUUGCUGUUUGUGAGUGAUACCGAUGUACUGGCUGAUGCUUGUUGGGCCCUUUCCUAUCUAUCAGAUGGCCCCAACGAUAAGAUCCAAGCAGUCAUCGAUGCAGGAGUAUGCAGGAGGCUUGUGGAGCUAUUGAUGCAUAAUGAUUAUAAAGUGGUUUCUCCUGCUUUACGGGCUGUGGGAAACAUUGUCACAGGCGAUGAUAUUCAGACACAGGUAAUUUUGAAUUGCUCAGCUCUUCAGAGUUUAUUACAUUUGCUCAGUAGCCCAAAGGAAUCGAUCAAAAAGGAAGCAUGUUGGACAAUAUCUAAUAUCACUGCUGGAAAUAGGGCCCAGAUCCAGACUGUGAUAGAUGCCAACAUUUUCCCAGCACUUAUUAGUAUAUUGCAAACUGCUGAGUUUCGGACAAGAAAAGAAGCUGCUUGGGCCGUCACAAAUGCGACCUCUGGAGGGUCAGCGGAACAGAUCAAGUACUUGGUAGAACUGGGUUGCAUCAAGCCGCUUUGUGAUCUCCUCACAGUCAUGGACUCCAAGAUUGUACAGGUUGCCCUUAAUGGCUUAGAAAACAUCCUGAGGCUUGGAGAACAAGAAGCCAAAAGAAAUGGCACUGGCAUUAACCCCUAUUGUGCUUUGAUUGAAGAAGCUUAUGGUCUAGAUAAAAUUGAAUUUCUACAGAGUCAUGAAAACCAGGAGAUCUACCAGAAGGCCUUUGAUCUUAUUGAGCAUUACUUUGGGACCGAAGAUGAGGACAGCAGCAUUGCACCCCAGGUUGACCUUAGCCAGCAGCAGUACAUCUUCCAGCAGUGUGAGGCUCCUAUGGAAGGUUUCCAGCUUUGAAGCAAUAUUCUGUUUUCCUGUUCCUGUGUCACACCAGGCUACCCAGUUGAGUCCUCUUGUGGAGCCCAAAGUCCUCAUGGAGCUAAUUUCUCAAAUGUUUUCCAUAAUACUGUUUGCGCUCGUUUGCUUGCCUUGCGCACCUGCUCUCUUACACACAUCUGGAAAACCUCUGGCUCUCUAUGGUGGAAUACCCUUGUAAUAGAAGGGUAACCAGAACGGCCCACUCAUGGAAAAAUCCCUAAGCUUUGGAGAUCCGCAUUUAUAUUAGAGUCAUGGGAAUAUACACAUAUUAAUGUGGCUCCCUUUUUUGUGGGGGAAAAAAGAGGACUCCUCCUCAUUCCCUUUAAGUGGGGAAAACUAAUGACAUUAAAAGAUAAAACUAAACCUUUAUCUUGGAUUUCACACAACUACUUGCAACAAGGGAGAUGUUUAGACUUGUGUAUACUUCUGAGUACCUUUCAUGAGUUCUUCCACAGUGAACCCUUGGAUUACCUGGUGGCAUUUUCUAGCCAGAUUUGCAUUAAUCCUUCCUGAUACCGGAUGGUUUUCUUUACUCUAUUGGAGCCAUUCUUCAGGUGUUAAAGUUAAACCAUCCACUCCCUCACCUUCAGCCUUCAGUGAAUGUGCUUUCUAGUUGUCAGGAAUGCUGAAGAAGUAACACUUUGACUCUCACACGUGAUACUGGCUUGCAGAUUCCCUAAAAUCCGAACGGGGAGGAGCACAUAGUAAUUUCUAUGGUUUUUUGCUUCUCUUGGGUUUUCUGUAUCUUAGUUUUGGAAGUGGUUCAGUUCCAAUGCUGGUAUGAAGAUUUAAAGUCCUUAUUGAAACCAUAUCCUGUAAUUCAAUAAAAAGAGUAAGAAGAAAACCAGACCCUUCACUUUCCCCAGAUUCUACCAGUGUGACUAGAGGUUAUGUUUCUGCAUUAUAACAGAUGUUCAGGCUUUGUGGUCCUGACCAAGGUCCUUGGUAAAUUGGAGUUCACCUUAGGUGCUUUUCCUCUUUGUGACUGGCAGGUAACAUGUUUUAAAGGUAACUGAGGGAUUUUCUUCCUUGGUCAUGUGCAACUUGGUCCUGGUGUAUCCAUGAUCUUUGUAAUGUAGCAUCUUCCUCUUCAAUAUGACCUGCUAAACAAUCAGGGCAGUGGUCUUUUUCUGAUAACCUCAGUGCCCCCUAGUCAUUUUAUUUCAUCUCCUCCUAGCGCCCUACCUCCCCCUAGUCAAAAGUGUCCACCUCCUGGCGCACUUAAUGAUGACUGCAAUCUGUACCUGCAAGUGGCGCUUCCAGUGCUGUGUUCGCUGAUCCACACUUGUGCUUGGACUAGAACGGGAAAGAAAAAAAUUAAUUGCCAAGAGAACUGCAAAUGAGUUCAAUACGACUUCUUGGUGCUAGUUGGCCAUCUUGGCUCAAUGUUGGGACACAAUAUCAGAGAAGAUUUUUUUUGAUGCUGUUCCGUUCAAAGUGAAUUCUGAAGGAAGAGUUGCUCCAUUCUGUUUCAGAGUAUACCCUUUAAAACCUCUUCUAGAAUUCUUUAUAACCCCAAAGUGUAAAACUAUUUGGAAGUUGCCCCUGACAAGCUAUUACACAUCUCUGGCAAAUCCUGCUGAAUGGAAGGAUAUUCAGAGCUUUCAUACCUCAUCGUGAUGUUAUUUACGCAGCCAACUUAUAUGACCUGAUUUACUUUUAAAAAUCCACCUCUCUCAAAUUAGAAAGAUUCAGAGACAAAGGACAUUGAUCAGCCAAGAGUGUGAUGCGUUCCUCGCCUCUAGUCUCUAAUUGUUUCUGUGCUCUGAGAUGGAUACCGUCUGAUGUCUGUUGUUGAUGGAGCAGCCACUACAAAAACUAGUCCACUCCCGUCUGUCCUGUUAACUUUCUAGUGCUGCUUUGUGCUGAGAGACCUGUUAGUUUACUGCACUUGACUUGUACAAGACUGAUUCUUUGUAAUUUUAGGACAAAUUAGGUAGUUAAUUUAAAGAACUUUCAAUGUUGCCUUUACAUCACAUAAAAAUACAUCUUCUUUCAGAAGGGUAAUAGAAGCACUGAUUCAUAGUAAAACUUUUGUUUUUAGCUUUGAUCUUUUUGUGGCUGAUUUUUUUUAAUUGUAAAUUACUGGUAAUACGCUAUUUCUAUAGAAUGUUUUAAAUUAUGUACCUUCUAUUGGAUAGAUAAAAUCUUACCAUCUUAUAAACCAGUUUGAAUGGAGAGAAAUAUUAAGCACACAGAGUUGUCUCCCUAUGUUAGUGAGAGCAUACAGUUAGAAUUUUUGCUAGCAAUUUAAGGUGUGUCAAUGAAUUAAAAUCCAUUUAAACAGCCUCAUCUAUUUUGUCUCAAAUGGAAGAAUUUUUCUUGCUCCUAACCCUAGAACUUCAUGAACCCUAGUAUCUGAACUUGAACUUUUAAAUAAUGAUUUUUAAAAUGUAAAGUUGGAAUUGGCUUAAGUUAAAUCACAGCAUAAUUCAGAUGUCCUGGAGCUCAACAUUGAUAAAGCAGACUUUUUUCAACAAAAAAAGACACAAAACUACAUUAGAAGUGGCUUUUUUUUUUGGCUUCUUUUUUUUUGUUUGUUUUGUUUUCUGAGGUAAGGUCUCUAGCUCAGCCUGACCUGGAAUUCACUCUGUAUUCUCAGACUGGCCUUGAACUCACGGUGAUCCUCCUACCUCUGCCUCCCAAGUGCUAGGAUUAAAGGCAUGUGCCACCACUCCUGGCUCAGAAGUGGCAUUUUUAGGGAGAAACUGCAAAACCUAUUUUAUUCUUUUGCCUGGUAGAAUCUACUAAUUUACUGUCAAACUAUUGAAUAUUUUCAUCAGAAAGAUGUUACUCAUAAAAGGAAAUUAAUUAAAACAGGUAAAUUCUGGUGGUUUUUGUAUACUGAUCAGGGAGAAAGUGGAUUUUUCUAUUUGUUUUUCUUCUUUCUGUCUGUCUUUUUUGUUGUUGUUUGUUUUUCGGGGUAGGGUCUUGUUCUAGCCCAGGCUGAUCUGGAAUUCACUAUGAAGUCUCAGGUUGGCUUUGAACUCAUGGCAAUCCUCCUACCUCUGCCUCCCGAGUGCUGGGAUUAAAGGCACAUACCACCACACCUGGUUUUCUUUUGUAAUCCCUUCCUCCAAACUUAAAUUCUUUGCACAGUAAACACAGCAUUCAGAAGAUUUAAAACGUAAAGGUACCUGGUAUUUCAAUGACUAGCUGGUAAAUAUGGUUGGGUGGAGAAAUGCCACAGAAGGUAAAGAUAAUGGCAAUGCAGGAAAGAGAAGACAGAGUUCCCUGUGGAACACUGUAUGUCCCUAAUCAAGUCCAUUUUUGUAUUGCCUUCAACAGCAGUGCUAUUUUGGAAACUGUUGUCCCAGGGUUUUUUUUUUCCUUCCAGAUAAAGUUGAUGAAUGGGCUUGUGGGUGGUUUUCACCCUUACUGUCUCAGAAGAAAAAUUAGCACCUAUCCCAUAAUAAAUCUGAAUUAUUCCAAGUUGCUGCUGUUUAUGCCUACAAAAAAAUCUGUGAGUAUAUCAAUUAAACUGUCAACCAAGACUCUCUGUUGUACAUGACCACCUACUGGCAACUUUGAUUUUAUUUCUCUAGUGUUCAAUAAACAUUUCAGCUGUUUGAGUCCCAAACUUGGGGCUGCAUUGUAAACAA